AUGGAUGGUGAAAAAAUACGCGCGUCGCCCCGUGGAGGGACUGGCGAUGGCGGGGACGCGGCGACGCGCGUGGACGUCGACGCGCUGGAGCGCGCGGCGCUGGUGGCUGGCGGGUGGACGGCGCGCGUGGACGGCGCGCGACGGGAGGUCGGUGGAACGGUGACGCGGGCGAAGGCACCGCUCGCGAUGGCGGUGCGAGGAUUGACGUACGAGGUUCGCGCACGGGACGACGCGACGAAGAUGGUGCGGUUGUUGGAUGACGUGAGCGCGGCGUUUCCUCCGGGACGCGUGUGCGCGCUCAUGGGGCCGUCUGGGGCGGGGAAGACGACGCUCUUGGACGUCAUGAGUGGACGUAAAACGCGAGGGUGUCUCACGGGGCAGAUCGUGGUCGGGGCCGAACCGGCGACGAAGGCGGCGCUGAAGACGUGCGCGGCCUACGUUGAGCAAUUCGAUACGUUGCUGCCGUCGCUCACCGUGCGCGAGACGCUCAUGUAUCAGGCAGAGCUCAAGCGCGGUGCGGGGGAAUCGGACAUGCGCGAGCGGGAGGCGAUCGUCGAAAAGCUCAUAGACGAUCUGAGAUUGUCGUCUUGCGUCGAUGUCAUCGUCGGGAGCGCGCUGUCGAGAGGCAUCUCCGGCGGGCAGGCGAAACGGGUGAACAUCGGCAUCAGCCUCGUCACUCGACCGCGCGUGCUGUUCCUCGAUGAGCCAACGAGCGGUUUGGAUUCGCAGACAUCAUACGAGCUCAUGCGCGUGAUUCGAAAGUUUUGCGACAUCGAUGGCGUGACGGUGAUCGCCACCAUUCACUCGCCGAGCUCAGAGGCGUUCCGUCAAUUCGACCGUCUAUUAAUGCUGAAAAGUGGCAAGGUCACGUACGCCGGACCGCUCUUCGGUGAAGAGGGCGCCGAGGCGUAUUUCUACACGUUGGGAUACUACUUCGAUCCGAAUGACAACUUUGCCGACUUCUUAAUUUCCACUGCCGCCUCAAACGAGACGGAUUUUGCGAGAGAGUUCAAGGCGAGUUUCCAUCAUAAGCGUAAUCGAGACGAGGUGCGAAAGUACAUCCGAGAGGUGAUCGCUCGUAAAGACGCCGGAAAAACGCGUUCGCAGCUUCUCGCUGACGCCCCGAAGAGACCAGGCUUCCUGAGCGCCGUGUGGACGCUUCUCAAGUAUCGGACCACGAGAAAUUAUCGCGACGUACAGUUUCUGGGCGCGAGAUGCGGAGGACAUCUCAUUUUCGCCGCCGUCUUGGCCACCAUGUACUACGAUGAGGGCAAAACCAUGACGCUCGAAUCACAAAUCAACGUAAGUAGUAUGCUCUUCAUGAACAACGUCCUCCCCGCGCUCGCGGCUGGGGCGUAUCUGCCCUCCAUUUUGAUGGAACGUCCGCUCUUAUACCGCGAGCUCGACGACGGAUGUUAUCCUCUCCUGGCGUACGUGGCGUACAAGGUCAUCGAAGAAGCCACGGCGGCGUUCUUCGUCUCCCUGCUCGCGACAUCCAUCGUAUAUACCACCGUUGGUCUGCGUGGAAACUUCUUGGUCGAUUGGCUCGCUUACUUCGGCGUCCAGCAAUGCGGCGCGGGCGUCGCCUACGUGUGCGCCGCCAUCGCUCGAGACGUCGACGCCGCGAACGCCAUCCUCCCCAUCUACAACGUUCUCCAGAUCCUCUUCUCCGGGUUGCUUCUACACAACGACGACGUUCCCAAGGGUUGGUCGUGGUGGCCACCCACGCUCUUCGUCCGCUACGGUUGGCAGGCUCAAGUCGUGAACCAUUUCAAGAGGUCCGAGCCGCCCGCGUUUCUCUCCGACGACGGAUCCCUCGUCGGCGUCAUCGACUACUACGGCAUCCAAGGCACCGCGCGCGCUAACCUCGCCUUCAUUUACGCGUUAUGGUUCGCCUGGCUCUUUCUCGCCGCGAUCGCCACCGCCGCCGUGCGCCACCAGAAUCGGUAG
Ostreococcus tauri is the source of this 1950-nucleotide messenger RNA. RefSeq names its product ABC-2 type transporter. The coding region runs from base 1 to 1950 and encodes 649 amino acids. Gene Ontology annotation, cellular component: membrane. The transcript has a single exon. Gene Ontology annotation, molecular function: ATP binding; ATP hydrolysis activity; ABC-type transporter activity. The record is from RefSeq and is a predicted model, not a curated record. Lineage: Eukaryota; Viridiplantae; Chlorophyta; Mamiellophyceae; Mamiellales; Bathycoccaceae.